Oryzias latipes (Japanese medaka) is the source of this 1842-nucleotide messenger RNA. RefSeq names its product zinc finger CCCH-type containing 15 (gene zc3h15). Gene Ontology annotation, cellular component: cytosol. Gene Ontology annotation, biological process: cytoplasmic translation. Lineage: Eukaryota; Metazoa; Chordata; Actinopteri; Beloniformes; Adrianichthyidae. Gene Ontology annotation, molecular function: metal ion binding; mRNA binding. The record is from RefSeq and is a predicted model, not a curated record.
GCCACAGGACAUCAACAACUCACACGUGGCCUAGAACGUGCUAGCAACACCUGCUUCAGGUGCUUCGCGACCCAGAGCACCCUAGUCUAAUCUAAAUAGUCAUCUUCACGUGUCCACAGCUGAGCCAGCAUGCCUCCGAAGAAACCCACACAGGCCGCGGGGACCAAAAAAACCCAAGAGAAGAAGAAGGAGAAAAUUAUUGAGGACAAAACGUUCGGCCUGAAGAACAAGAAGGGCGCCAAGCAGCAGAAGUUCAUCAAGAACGUCACUCAGCAAGUGAAGUAUGGACAGCAGAGCGCCCGACAGGUCGAGAAUGAGAAGGGCGGCAAGAAGGCAGACAAGAAGAAGGAGCUGGAUGAACUCAAUGAGCUCUUUAAACCCGUCGUCGCUGCGCAGAAAGUUAGCAAAGGAGUUGAUCCAAAGUCGGUGCUGUGUGCGUUCUUCAAGCAGGGCCAGUGCACCAAAGGUGACAAGUGCAAAUUCAGCCACGACCUGUCCAUGGAGAGGAAGUGUGAGAAGAGGAGCGUCUACGUGGACGAGCGGGACGAAGACCUGGAGAAAGACACCAUGGAGAACUGGGACCAGAAGAAGCUGCAGGAGGUGGUCGACAAAAAACACGGGGAGGCAGAGAAGAAGAAAGCAAAAACUCAGAUCGUGUGCAAGUACUUCCUGGAUGCCAUUGAGAACAACAAAUACGGCUGGUUCUGGGUGUGUCCCGCCAACGGUGACACCUGUAUGUACCGACAUGCCCUGCCGCCCGGCUUUGUGCUGAAAAAAGACAAGAAGAAGGAGGAGAAAGAGGAGGAGAUCUCACUGGAGGAGCUGAUCGAGAAUGAGCGAGCGGCUCUGGGCCCAAACGUCACCCGGAUCACACUGGAGUCUUUCCUGGCUUGGAAAAAGAGGAAGAGGCAGGAGAAGGUGGACAAAGCCAGGGAGGAGAUGGAGAAGAAGAAGGCGGACUUCAAGGCUGGGAAAUCCCUGGUGGUGAGUGGGCGUGAGGUGUUCGAGUUCCACCCAGAGCUGGUUGAUGAUGAUGACGAUGAAGCCGACGACACUCGAUAUGCCAAUGAAGAGUCGUCAGAGGAGGAAGAGGAGAUUGAAGCUGCUAACGUCCAGGACAUAGACCUAUCCCGGUUUGUUCCCCAAGAGGUGGACCACACGGGUAUCACUGUGGCAUCCACAGACCGCUUCUCCAGAGACCACAGGGGGGGCACAGACGCCAGCGGCCAGGAGCUGAUGAACGGAGCGUGUGGCGGGGCGGAGGCCAACGGGCUCCCAGGCGCACAGGAGGGAGGGGAGGACGGAGGGGGGGAGGAGGACGUGCCGGUGGAUGAAAACCUGUUUACAGGAGAAGAUCUGGAGGAGCUGGAUGAGGAGCUGAACACACUGGAGCUGGAAGACUGAAGCUCGGCGCCGCAGACGCUCCAAAGAUUCUCGGACUUCGGUUCCCGCCCCCCCGAACUCAUUCAUGAAAACUUUUUGCUUCAUCACUGGAUGUUCUUCCUCAGUCUGAUCCGUCAGACCCCACAGUGAUUUGCAGAGUCAGCCUCAGCAACAAACUGCUCCCAAAUGGACCUGCAGCCGGUUCUGCCCCGGACCGACCCACUGCAAGGGACUGGGGUUCUGCAACCGUCAGAUCUGCAGCUUUUGCCUGAUCUUAAGACCUGAUUCAGCUCCAAAGUAGGAAUCUGAGCGGGGUUGUGUUUUCCCAACACUGAAGUUUGAUUGAUCCGGGUUCUUCAGUGUUUUUUUUUGCAUCCGGCUGAAGACGAGGAGGAAAAACCCAAAACACUUCAAAUAAAAUGUUUUACAAUGAAGCAGCAAUAAAGAGAAAAGACCGGC